UUCAUAUGAUUUCUUUAGUACACAGCAACCACUGCAGCAACGAAGUCAAAACUUCGGUUAAAUUUUUGUUCGAAUGGAGUGCGGUUUUGUGGUAGGGAAGAAUCAAAGAUUCGAAUCGGGUUGGAUUUAGAUACUAUUUUUUUUGUUUGUUUUGUUUUUGUUUAACGGCAACAACGACCAACGCCACAUUCUAAUUACUUUUGUAUACAUACGCGAUAAAUCAGAAAAUAUAAUUUGAUCUGAUUAGAGUGUGAUCGUGAGGUGGUGGAGGAAAUCUCCAACCAAAUGCGGAGAAUCAGUUUUUGUCGUGUGGAAAAUUUAAAUCGAAGUUGACCUUUACAUUAGAGGCUCUAUAGAGAGCUAGCUACACACCUAACAAUAUUGUGUAUCUGUGAAUUGACGAAACAAUCAACAAAUUUGCAUUUGCAAAUAACUUUUUUUUUUUUUUUGGUUUUUGUUUUUGAGAGUGAAACACUUGAGAACAGAACCCGCUACUGCCGCCGCCACCGGAGACUCUCGCAAAUACACGAGUAAAAUAGCGGCGUGCGCGGCAAUGCUAUAUUAUUUGCGGCAAAAGAGGUAUCCGAGACGGGAUCACUUGACGCAGAUUACGUAAAAGCUAAAAAAGAGAAAAAAAUUCAUUAUGCAAAUAAACUGCACUAAUAAAUAAAUUAAAAAAAAAAAAAAAAACAAAUAAAAAGAAAAAUUUCCAGACUCUCCGUUAAAAGUUUACGCUUUAUUUUGUGGAAUUUAUUUUGUUAUCUUACUUUUUCAAUUCAAGAAGACCCUGUGUGUGUUUGGCCCUGAUAUUCUGAGGGAAUCAGGGAACAACAACAAAAACAAAAAUUAAAUUAUGCAUUGUUUACAUUGCAUUGCUGUUCGCUGAAUACAACAAAACAAAAAUAUACAAAAAGAUAAAUCACCUCGUCGCAAUGAUGAUAGUCAUGAUAUGAUAAGAUAUGAAAAGAUAAGAUUAAAAAAAACCCAUUCAGCAAUAUCUAUACACACAACACAAUAAUGCGAGCGUUAUUUCAAUCAUGCUGAAAAUAUUACCGUCAGUUGCAAUUUACAGGGGGCGGAUAUCAUCAGCAGCAGCAGAAGUAGCAGAAGCAAAAGUGUUGGAAUUUAAAGGGAAUACUGCGAGUUUAGUGUUCUUCUUUUCAAAGUGCCAUCUUCGUUGUCGUCACGUUCGUCCGUCGUCAUCAUCGUCAACAUUUCGAUAGAAAAAAAAAAUAAAUUCAAAUGUUCACUCGGGCUUAUAGCAAUGUUCCCCAUCUAGACAUUAACUAUUGCUUUGCUAGCAAAAACAAAAAAUAAAACACAACACAAAAGAAGGAGGAAAUAUGAGAUUACCAAAGCCAAACGAAAAAGUGUCAAUUUUCAUUUAUUUUUUAUUAUAUUUCUGCAACAUAUUCAGCCGCCAAUGCAUAGGUCAGCAAUGGACGAGUCAAGACAGUGGCGAUGGUGCUUACAAUAAUGUUAGCUGUAUUGCUCACGACACCAAAUAUACAUGCGAUUGCCGAAAUACAAAUGAGUAUAUGACACUUCCACGCCUUGACGGAUAUGUUUAUCAAAUCGAAAUAUCAAACUGCAAGCAUAUGUAUGUUCGGCCACAUGCAUUGGCCAAUAUACAAGGCCUUCGGACGGUCAUCUUUAAAAAAGUUGAAAAUCUAAUUCUCACAUCAAAUGCUCUAUCAUUUCCAAUACACACUAGCAAUACACCAUUAUAUGUUGAAUUCAAAGAAGUCAAGAUUGAAAUAAUUGAAUCACAUGCAAUCAAUGGGAAUAUUGGAGAAAUAACAUUUAUUAGUAGCACCAUUGAAUCAAUAAGACCAUUUGCCUUUACGACUUUGAAAGAUCAUUCGAUCUUAUUCAAAAUGGACGGAGUUAAAAUAAAUAAUAUAGAACCUCAGGCUCUUAAAAAAUUCACUAUCGAUCAAUUGGAAAUUGUCAACAGUGAAUUCCUGUCUGAGGUACCAUCUAAAGUAUUUUACGAACUAGAAGUUUUGACAUUCCUGCGGAUACAAAAUGUCACCUUUAAAAAGGUCCACACGAGAGCAUUUUCAUUUAACGUUGUUAAAAAACUAUCUGUGAUAGGAAACAAGUUCGACCGAACCGAGAGUGAAUGGAUCACUGCUCAAGUUCGAGAUAGGGUUUUGAUCAAAGACAAUAACUUUGGCACAACUAGCCAUAUCGCCUUCAAAGCAAUCGAAGUAUCCAAAGAAGUAGCUUUCCUCGAACGAGUCGAAUUACAAUUCAUUAAUAACAUUGUUAAAUUCAACAACGAUCCUCAGGCUCUAGUCUUCAAUGAUAAAAUACAAUUACAAAUAACCCACCUGCAGUAUCAUAAUCAAUUUCCAUGCAAAGAAUUGGAUAAAACUCAGCCAAAAUCGCCAUUCUUUCGGACUUACUCCGAAAACAUAUACUUCCACACAAAGAACAAUAACCAAAGUUUAACAUUAAGUAAAAUCAUCGAUGUGGAUUGUAAGGAGAAAUCCUAUCUGCUGUAUAUAAUUUUAGGCAUAAUAAGUUUAAUAUUAAUUGUAAUUGUAAUAACAGCAAUAAUUGUAAUGAGAAUUGUAAAGAAGCGACGAAAACGUAUGUUGGAUGUUGUGUUACCUGAAUCAAGAACUUAUAAGGAAACACAGAUAGUAUACCAAAUUGAAAAUGCUGGCUUAUUGAAGACUGAUUUGUAACAACAACAAAACUAUUAAAUAAAAAAAAUGCACAAAAACUUACCCAAUAGGUAGAUAAGAUUCUAAAGCUUGAUUAACAGUUAAUAUGGAUUCGGAAAGAGCGAAUCCUUUUGACAGCAGAGCAUGAUGAUUUGUGAGUGUGUCUUCGAUGGUUGAUAGAUCUUCGACUUCUUUGUCAUC
Episyrphus balteatus (marmalade hoverfly) is the source of this 2876-nucleotide messenger RNA. RefSeq lists its product as uncharacterized. Lineage: Eukaryota; Metazoa; Arthropoda; Insecta; Diptera; Syrphidae. The transcript has 7 exons. The record is from RefSeq and is a predicted model, not a curated record. Bases 1344 to 2696 code for a protein of 450 amino acids.